CAUGACUCGGGGCCGCAAGAAGGACCUCACCAUCCCCGUCUCGCGCUCCCUCGUCACCCAGCGCGCCUACCGCGCACGCAAGGCCGCCUACAUCGCCGACCUCGAGGACCGCGUCCGCAAGGUCGACGCCGAGAACAUCCGCCUGAGGCAGGAGCUCGAUGCCGUCCGGCAGCAGGCCCUUGCAACGGGGGGCUCGGGCCUCUCGUUUUCCCCUCAAACGGUCGAGGCUACCAACGACCUGAUGCACCACCUCGCUGCUACAUCCCAGGCGCUCGCCCGCUUCCAACAGACGGCGUUCAUCAACAGCCAUACCCCCGCCUCCUUCCAGGACCUGUACGAGCAUCCCCGCCCUUCGCCGCCGCAUCCGACCACAGCGGAUCAUCCCGAUCUGGGCUCCGUCGCUGGCCCUUCUCAUCCGCGCAAAUCGCCCAACGACCAUCGCCUCAAUCCCGACGCUGCGUUCGCGCCACACCACCUCGACGGCCUCUCCCACUCGCAUCCCGCAUCGCCGUUCUUUAACGGUAGAGACGGCCUGCCCGUACCGGGCCCGUCCACGCUCGCCGUUCCCCUCGCGGCGACAAUGUCUUCGCCCCUCCCGGACACACGUGCACGCCCGGGCCCUCUUCGACCGUGGGAAGACGACGGAGGCACUCACUGGCACCACCUUCACCCCGAUAGUGACCGGCUAUACCGGUCGCACCCCGACGAAUACCCUUCACGCCUCGCUCCCCAGCGUCGUCGCUCGCGACAUGUGGAUUCUCGCGGCGUUAGCCCGAUGUCCGAUUUCGUCGGACGGGACCUGGACGACGACGAGCACGACCAGCUCGAAGACGGCGAGGGCUCGGACGACGAUGAGGACAGGGCUUUCAUCGAAAGUCGCAUGGCCGCAGCUGCCGGCAAGAUCCGUUACGAUGCCUCAUCGCGGAUGGACUCAGAACCUAGCGAACGGGCCGAGCGCACGGUCAGCAAAGAUGGGCCCUCGAAGCUUCCGACGUCCAAUUCGGGCACGCUCAACUCCUCCGCAACCGCGCGGGUCGCCUUAAUGCCUCAGGAUGGGUCAUCGAGCGGCAGAUCUAUUCUGUCUUGACGUAUGCCGCUUUCAUACCCUUUCACGUACACGACCCCGGGACGAACCUCUUUCGACAUUCCUUUCGGCUUCUUGCAUAAUAUCUAUUUGGACUCGUGUAUUCGCCUAUGGCCGCCGCCUCGUUGCAUCCAUACGCUCGCUACGCCCACCCUGCUACCACCACCGCUCGUUUUCCCCUCCCAUAUACGACGCAGCCGUGCUUCCACUACUGUAUGCGUGAUCUGUCCUACUGUUGUAUUUAUUUAUGGUCGUGUUUUCCUAUACAUUUUCACACCACUUUUCCGUCAUCGAGAUGCACA
Molecule: messenger RNA, 1386 nt
Organism: Punctularia strigosozonata HHB-11173 SS5
Lineage: Eukaryota; Fungi; Basidiomycota; Agaricomycetes; Corticiales; Punctulariaceae
Exons: 2
Biological process (GO): regulation of DNA-templated transcription
Molecular function (GO): DNA-binding transcription factor activity
Source: RefSeq, a predicted model, not a curated record